GUUAAAUAUAGCAGUUGCUUGCUCUGACUGAGUGCUUGCCAUCUGCGGUUACUUGCAGUCGGACAACAGGCGGGCGAGGGCUCAGGCACGUGCUUACUGCGAGCUUCAAGACAGAAAGCGUGAAAGCAAUCAAGGUUUUGCAUCAAGCGUCCAAGCAACCUUGAGCAGAAAGUCUUCAAGCUCUAUAAAUGGUGUCUGCAGGGGCAUUUUAAGUCGCAUGCUAUGACCCUAGGACCUGAGGCUUUCACUUCCUCGGCCAGCAUGGCGGAUUCAGAACAGGGCACCAAGGAAGAAAAAUCGGCAGAAGCAGUGGUCGAGUCAGUGGCACCAGACGCGCCCAAGGAUGUUACCGCGGAAACACAAAACGAAACAUCGGGUGAACCGCCUGCCACUGAUUCAGCAAAUGACGUCGAACCCGUCCCCGAUGUCCAAGUCGAAACAGGGCCACAAAUGUCGGAGGUAGAAUCAGAGGCAAAGGGGCAAGCAGCUCAAGAAGUGAAAGCAGAAGAACUAGUAGAACCAGCCGGAUCUGAGACCUCUGAUACAAAACAAAACGUGCGUUUUGCAGGAGAAGAUAACCUACCAAAAGUUUCUGCCACUACAACAGACUAUGUAACUGUAACAAAUUUCCCAGAAAAGCCAGUUUUUGACGAGGAAAAACUUCGAAGUGAAAACAUAUGGGCGAAGACAACGGGUGCAAGAAACUUGGUUAAGUGUCAAGAGCAAUUGAUGAAGUUGCUUGGGAAUCUACACAACGAACUAGACAGAGCAGACUCCGAUAUCUCACGCACUUGCCCGACCGGUACUAGGGGUCACAAGACUUCUCACAGUUAUCACUACGAGGACGAGGACGAGGAUGAGGAUUACGAGCCACCCCCUCGAUACCCAAGAGUAGCCGCACUCGCCGGGUAUGGCAGGGAAACCUCCAAGUCACGUUCAAUUUCCCGCGAGGAGACGCCCGAGUACGAGCCCCCUCGCUACCGUAGCUACGAAGCUAGUUUGUCGCGGUACCGCCCUACGUACGCCGACAGUUUUUCCUCUCGCUAUCCACGAGUAUCUUCUUCAGUUGACCGCGAGUCAACUGGCUCUGCGGACGCCUACGUGCCCCACUACGGUAGUUCCUACGGCAGCACCUACGUGCCUGGAUCUUACACAAGGAGGUACGGAACGGGCAACAUAGACCAGAGAGAGGACGAGGGGUCUUAUCGCUAUGGGAGCGCCUACGCUCAUCGCCCGAACAUCGGCUAUUCAUUUGAACCUGAAGGUGAAGGGUAUACUGAGUACGAACCUGAGACAAAACCACUCCAUCGCCAUCGCUCCCUAUCCCCCGAAGACCCCUCUCUCACGGAAGACCUACCGGCCACGUCUUCCUACCUUAGGAAGAGUUACACUCCUCGCUACACUCCAGUGGUUGAAGAUACUCAAGGAGAUUCUGAUUACCCAGGAAGUCGUUAUUCGUAUCAAAGAAGCACCGUGCCUCCUUAUGCCACGGAUAACACGGACAACUUCCAGUCUACCUACAGAGCUUCAUUUGCACCCUCGGCUAGCAAAGAACGAGAAUCUGUGGAUAAUACAUCAAGUUUAGAAAGUCGCAUUGCGUCCGGCGACACUUUCAUUGGCCUGCUUUCAGACUAUGCUUCUCGCAUCCGGGAGAGAAACCCCGGAAGAAACGACGACGAUUUGCUGUCUGUCAGACCGAGAUACGAGGCCCGGGCCUUGUCCCCAUCGCUUCCGCGCUAUACACCCGGGAGCUAUCGGGAGAGGCAGGGAAGCCAAUACCGCCACACCAGCCCACCUCGCGUCGCCUCCAAGGUGUAAGAUUCACCUCUGUUGGCGGCGUCUUUCAAAAAUGAAAAGAGUAAAAGAAGUACAAAAUGGUGCUGACAGACCUAGUCGCGUAACAUUGCCGAGCUCUUCGAAAUACGGCUACGUUCAACUCUUGAGGAGGGACUGUAAAAAUAACAUAACCAGGUACUACAGAUCCUGUCGUGUGCAGUAGGAAUGUUUUAGUCCCAGAAGAAAUGAAACUUGUGUGCCCCAUUGGUGUCUGGAACUGAGCGGCGGUGUGGUCAUGGGGGGACAGGCUAGGUUCACGGGAACAAAUCACAAACGGGCCGCUGUCUGCCACACAAAAGUUUCGUUCUUGCUCACCACGAGGUAGUCGACUGUCAUUGAAACAAUUCCUGGAUCCAGGACUAAUAUUCCCUUUUUAACUAUGUUGUUAGCCCAGCGCAUCUUCUCUCCUGUUCCUUUCAACCUGAAGUUAAUGACAAUCGCCUACUCUCGUCCUGGGCCGGUUAAGGGUUUGUGUGCGGUCGAGAAAAGGGACUUUUUGUGGACGUGUCCUAAAACAGAUGAGAAACACAGGUGGCGUUACUUGGACAUAAGGAAGUGCCAAUUUUACAUAUGCGUAACCAGAACAUUUUAACCCUCAAUGUAAGCUUAUAGACAAAGAGUGCUCAUUUGUUACGAUGCAGUAGUCCGUCAAUUGAAUUAUACAAAUUUGUACCAACAAGUUGCAUAUAUCAGUCCGUUUUAUAAACUUUGAUACAAGUCGUGUACAUUUUCCGUACCUGAGUUGUUUGUGGUUAUACUAUUUGUAUCUAUGAAAUUAUCAAAUAUACAAUCAAUGCUGAAGUUUGGAUCCAAAAAUCAGUGAAUAAAAACCGGUUGGCCAACAAAUUUGAUGUCUUUUAUUAUU
Molecule: messenger RNA, 2701 nt
Organism: Lingula anatina
Lineage: Eukaryota; Metazoa; Brachiopoda; Lingulata; Lingulida; Lingulidae
Source: RefSeq, a predicted model, not a curated record